Anopheles stephensi (Asian malaria mosquito) is the source of this 3830-nucleotide messenger RNA. Its product is annotated as lysine-specific demethylase 4A-like. Gene Ontology annotation, molecular function: histone H3K9 demethylase activity; histone H3K36 demethylase activity. The transcript is spliced from 5 exons. The record is from RefSeq and is a predicted model, not a curated record. Gene Ontology annotation, biological process: chromatin remodeling. The coding region runs from base 220 to 3264 and encodes 1014 amino acids. Gene Ontology annotation, cellular component: nucleus. NCBI's taxonomy places the organism in Eukaryota, Metazoa, Arthropoda, Insecta, Diptera, Culicidae.
AAAAGUGGGGUUAAGUACAGGGUGGUUGGAAAACGAUGCACGGAACUGCAGCACGCCAAGAAAACUGCUGCAUGUUCUGAUUAAGAUACCUGUGUGUGCGUGUGUGUGUGUUUGGUUGGGUGGACAGUAGGAAGGGACAGAUGUGUGUAGGGAGCUUUCCCAUCGGCAAGGAAGAGGAGACUGUAAAGAAAGUCACAGAAUCACCACAACAGUCACAACAUGUCGGAAGAUACACGCGUGAAAAUACAGGUUUUUCGACCCACCUGGGAGGAGUUUAAGAAUUUCCCGAAGUAUAUAGAGUAUAUCGAGUCACAAGGUGCACAUAAAGCCGGCCUAGCAAAGAUUAUUCCUCCUCCGGAAUGGGUUCCCCGCAAAGCGGGGUAUGAUUUAGAUAAUUUAAAUCUCACAAUACCGGCACCCAUCUGUCAGGUUGUAGCCGGCAAGCAAGGGCUAUAUCAACAGAUCAACAUUCAAAAGAAUCCUUUAACGGUGAAGCAAUUUUCCGAACUGGCAAACACAGAACGGUACGCCACACCGAAGCACUUCGACUUUGAGGACCUGGAGCGUAAAUACUGGAAAAACAUUACCUACGUUGCUCCCAUUUACGGUGCUGAUGUAUGUGGAAGCAUUACCGAUAAAGACUGCAAUAUCUGGAACAUCAACCAUCUCGGUACGAUUUUGGACUACGUAAAUGAAGAUUACGGAAUAUCGAUCGAUGGAGUAAACACGGCCUACCUAUACUUCGGCAUGUGGAAAACCACGUUCGCCUGGCACACCGAGGAUAUGGAUCUCUACUCGAUCAACUACCUACACUUUGGUGCACCGAAAACGUGGUACGCCGUGCCACCGGAACAUGGGCGAAAGUUGGAAAAGCUGGCCAAAGCCAGCUUCCCCGCCAGCCACAACACUUGCUCCGCCUUUUUGCGCCACAAAAUGACACUCAUCAGUCCACAAAUUCUCAAACAGCACAACAUUCCGUUCGACAAGAUAACGCAGGAAGAGAACGAAAUUAUGAUCACGUUCCCGUUCGGCUAUCACGCUGGCUUCAAUCACGGGUUUAACUGCGCCGAAUCGACCAACUUUGCGAUGCCACGAUGGAUCGAGUAUGGGAAGCGUGCGGCACAGUGUUACUGUAGCUCGGAUAUGGUAAAAAUUCUGAUGGACACGUUCGUGAAACGCUUUCAGCCGGACCGUUACGAAGCGUGGAUGGAUGGCACGGACUUUGGACCGCAUCCGGAAGAUCCGACGUGUAUGAUUGGGCCGCCGCCGAGAAUAAUGGAAGCGAAUGAUGAGAAGGACGAAGGCAUAGACGAUGAUGGCAGUGGUGGUUGUGGUGGUGCUGGCGAGCCUGAACCGAUGAAGAAGGGUUGCAAUCCUACCAUCAGCAUACGGAAGAUUUCCUUUAAAGAGAAAAAUCCCGACCUCGAUUUAACGGACAUUCAGCAGAAUCCACAUCUGCCGGACGACGUUAAGCAAGCGCUCAGCGGCAUAACGGAGGAGGAUGAAGAAUGUGAUGCAGCAGCAGCACCGGAGCAGGAAACAGCGAAAAGCUUCAAACCAUCCUCGUACGAUCCGUUUGACGACGAGGAAGAAGAGGAAGAGGAACCCACCAAAACGCCGAAACGACCGGGAAGGAAAAGAAAAAAAGUGGACAGCGAUUAUGAUGACGAUUGGUACUCGACGACACAGACCAAAUCGAAAGGUCGCAAAAGUGUAACGCCCCGCAAGCGAGACGAUGCAGCGGAGGAAGCACGCAAAGCAAACAACCGCCGCGAGCAGCUGGAAGCAAAAAAGAAGGAAAGAGAAGCGAAAAAAGAGCAACGACAGAAGCUGGCGGCGGAAAAGAAACUAACCGAAGCUAAGGAACGGGAGCAGCGGCGGCAGGAAAACGAAAGACUCAAGCAUCAGCUGAUGGUGCGCAAGCAUCAAGCGCAGCAGGCCAAAAAAGGGCCCGCAACAACGCCACCCGAUCCGUUACGGAUCGAGUCGAGCCCGAACGGGUUUGCGGAACGGAUCUGUGUGCUGAAAACAACACCGUCCUAUCGGCGCGCUGUUUCGCUGGACGAGAAGGAUCCGCUCUGCGUACAAUCGCGCCAUUCGAUGCCAUCGGAGCGGGAGAAGCCGGUGAAAGCGGGCACGAAGCAGGCGCCCGUUCGCAAAUCCCUUCCCGACCCAUUGCUUACGGACAUGAUGAAACGCUAUCCGGACGUGGUUAUAGAGCGAGCGAACCAGGGGCGCGAAUGUACCGGCAAUGUUAGCCGCAAGCGAGAAAAGCGGCCCGAACCGUUGGAUGAAACUUGCUCGAUUACGCGGAUAGCGAACGCGAAACGCUCGCCGAACGGUUCUUCUAGUCCUCAACUAGCGCCACAAAAUGGCAAACAAGAGUGUAGUGCACCGCCGUCUGCGUCUGCACCAAGCAGUAGUAGUAGUAACAGUGGUAGCAGCAGCAGUGUAAGAGAGGAAAGUCCCAAUUCCAUUAGGAAAGAGAAGCGGAAGAAGCCACCGACUGCUGCAACGCCCGUAAACGUAACACCGGUGCUGUACGAAGCGACGGUCAAAAAACCACCGCCAGAUUUGUUCGCAAAAAGCGUCGACUUUUUCACCAUUUACAAUCAAUUCGUAACGGCCGAACAGCCAAAGGGGCGAUCGAACGGUAAAGAUACCAACGCACCACCGGCAGAGCUUCGGGAUCGGUUGUUUAACAAAAAGGUGUGCCCGCUUAUGGUUAGCAGCUGCUCGCAGAUAGUACGGCAUACGGAUGCGCUCCAGCAGCAGCAACAGCAGCAGGAGCCUAACAAAGCGGAAGAUUUAACAGUUCCCAAACCUAGCCAGCCGGCUUCCGCUAAGCAAACGACUGUGAAUGCCACCGAUGCCACACCAGUAUUAGUAUCGGUAGAGAGCGACCUGCCCGCGGACAGUGCAGCGAGAACCGAAAGCAGGCAAAGCCCGACUGUACACACCAACGGAACAGUGGAGCGUACAAUUCUUAAAGUACCGACUGUAAAACCACCAUCGGCCAUAAAGCCUCUACUACCAGCACAGGAACACAUCCACCAGGAGGAACCUUCCUCGAAGGCUAGCAAUUUACUAUUCCUACUAAACGGUACGCAUGAUACCACCGGUGUUACUCUCCAUCAUCCCCUGAUGCCAUACAACGAUGCUGCACCCUUAACGCCCAUCAACGGUAGCGUUACUCCGAUAGCUCCGACCACCUUCCGUGCAAACGAACACCUGAUGCAACGGAAUAGUGGUAGCAGCAGUUAGGAAGAUACGCACGAAGCUAUCUUCCGUGCGAAGAUCAGCUUUGAUUCACAAUUUUACCAAAAAGUAAAUGUUUGUCUCCUUUUUUUAGCGGUUGUAUACCAUGAAUUCGAAUCGGAUUUUAAUAUGUAACACGUUCGGUUAUCGUCCGUUCUGUCCUAUCGAUUAGUUUGCCUAUCCUUAGCUAGGGAGAGGAUAUUGUGUAGCAUUUAAUUUUGUGAUUCAGACCCUUAAGUUAAGCGGCGGCAGUCGUCUAGGAUUGUUUCCAAAAGUUAAUUACUAGUGUCAUCGUCGUGGUCUCACUGCAACCGAAAGCUGUACGCGAACAACAUGGCUUCAGUUCAGUUCAGCAGCAGCAGCAGCAAAAAACACACACAAGAAAGGUUAUGAAAAUGUUUCAAAAUAGGCCGAACACUGUAGAAAGUAAGAUUAUUUACGUUACUGCUAACUGGUUUGCUAAUUAGAAGUUAAGUAUAAAAAUCACACAGCUAAAAAAUAUUCAUUUGAAUUACCAUUUUAAGCAACAAAGGUAGAUAAAUGAUUUCAACGGCAAAAGAAGUUUAACUAUU